Molecule: messenger RNA, 427 nt
Organism: Ectocarpus siliculosus
Lineage: Eukaryota; Phaeophyceae; Ectocarpales; Ectocarpaceae
Source: the annotation of a GenBank genome assembly
CAACAUGUUCUACGGCUGUUCUCGCGCGAGCAACAUGGCCGCCCGGAUAGCCAUCAACCCAGUGAUGUCAGCGAGGGGAGAGAACCGAACGUCCAAGGCGUGGUCACAGGUGAGGACCGCCGGAACGUUUUCGUUCCGUUACGGUCGCAUGGAGGUCAAGGCCAAGCUUCCCAAGGGAGACUGGUGCGAGGGACGCUCAGAGAGAUUAUUCUGUUGUGGAGCCUGCAACGGUUUCAAGCUGUGGCCGGCGAUCUGGCUUCUCCCCGAGCAAAACGCAUACGGGCAGUGGCCGGCCUCCGGGGAAAUCGACGUCAUGGAGUCGAGGGGUAACUCGGCUUCUUACGCGUCGAGUGUAGACGGCGUCGGAGGCGUGGACUCGGCUUCGAGCGCGUUCCACUGGGGGCCCCACUACAGUGUGGGCACAUGA